This is a messenger RNA of Durio zibethinus, 2933 nucleotides long. Its product is annotated as protein NRT1/ PTR FAMILY 3.1-like. Gene Ontology annotation, cellular component: membrane. The record is from RefSeq and is a predicted model, not a curated record. Gene Ontology annotation, biological process: transmembrane transport. Gene Ontology annotation, molecular function: transmembrane transporter activity. Lineage: Eukaryota; Viridiplantae; Streptophyta; Magnoliopsida; Malvales; Malvaceae.
UUUAUCAUCUCCCUUCACUAUUUUUUCCUUUUUUGCUUUCAAUCGAUGAAGUUUGACAAUCACAACUCGUCUGAUCUCAACCCUGAUGACUGACGGUGAAUCAUUUGUCAAUCCAUCACAUUUGAUCAGGCAAUACAUCCUUCACUCAAUAUUCAGUACAAUUAGAAUCAAUGAAAAUGGGUAAAUUAAUUAGUGCCAAAGAGAUCACGGAAAAAUAUUGCUAUGUGGGAAUUGAAUUUAAUGUCCUUUGUUUCUAAUUUUUAUCUCAUUUUUUAAUUUUUCAAUGUUUCAAGAAGUGGUAGCACCCCAUAACCCACCAUAAGAGAUGACGCAAUUAAAUUGUCUGAUAUCAUUUCAUCUUUUGGUUUUUGAACAAUGUUUCUUGUACAAUUAUUAAGAAAGGUUGGGUCAGUCCAUCCAUCCAUCCCCCAUAGCUUCCACCUCAACAGGACCCCAUAUCAGCAAUAAUACAUACCAACAAAAAGCUGAACAAAAACUUAAACUUCUUUGAUUGUCCUUGCCCUCUCCGCAUGUCACUUUUGUAUUGAAUAUUAUUCACGAACGUUCACUCUCAGCUUAUCUAUCCAACUCUUAUACUUCUCAAUUUGUGGCCGUGGAUAUUUUGCAACAAACCAUCUGUCCCAAAAAAGUUACGGGCACUGGCUUACAAGAGUUAAAAACCUUUCAACCGGCCUAUAAAUAGGCUUCCAGGGACACCAUUUCAUUUCAGACACACCAUUUCAUUUCAGACACUAGCUAGCUAGAUCACUAAGAUGGAGAAAAUGGAGGAGAGUAAUCAUAACGAAAACAAUGUUAAAAUUAGGCCCAAGGGGGGAAUGAUCACCAUGCCUUUCAUUUUCUCCAAUGAGGUCUGUGAGAAGUUGGCCGUGGUAGGAUUUAACGCUAAUAUGAUUAGCUACUUAACAACACAGCUUCAUAUGCCAUUAACCAAAGCAGCCAACACUCUCACAAACUUCGGUGGAACUGCAAGCUUAACACCACUGCUUGGGGCCUUUAUCGCUGAUGCAUACGCCGGUCGUUUCUGGACUCUAACAGUCGCUUCCAUCCUAUACCAAAUAGGGAUGACAUCUUUAACACUAUCAGCAAUACUUCCACAAUUUAGGCCACCGCCAUGUAAAGGUGAGCAAGUGUGCCAACAAGCUACGGCAGGACAAUUGGCAAUCCUAUACGGAUCUCUCUUACUAGGAGCCUUAGGGUCGGGUGGGAUCCGACCUUGUGUGGUUGCAUUUGGGGCAGACCAGUUCGAUGAAACGGAUCCAAAGCAAUCCACCAAGACAUGGAAAUAUUUCAAUUGGUACUAUUUUGUCAUGGGGGCAUCAAUCCUGGUGGCUGUGACAGUGCUUGUUUACAUUCAAGAUAACAUUGGAUGGGGAUGGGGACUUGGUAUUCCCACCAUUGCCAUGUUUCUUUCGAUCAUUGCUUUCGUCAUUGGGCACCCGCUUUACCGACACAUGGAUCCGGCAGGGAGUCCAUUUACCCGGUUGUUACAGGUAUCUGUUGCAGCUUUCAGGAAGAGGAAAUUGCCUAUGGUUUCUGAUUCGAAGCUGCUGUACCGGAAUAAAGAGCUUGACGCCUCAAUUUCUCUAGGCGGCAGGCUAGUUCACACUAAACAAAUGACAUUUCUCGACAAGGCAGCUAUUGUGACUGAAGAAGAUAGUGUAAAAUCAUCCCAAGCUCCUAAUCUAUGGAGACUAAACACUGUUCAUCGAGUCGAGGAACUGAAAUCUGUGAUCCGAAUGGGACCAAUAUGGGCAUCAGGAAUCCUCCUCAUCACAGCCUAUGCUCAGCAAGGCACAUUCUCCCUCCAACAAGCCAAAACCAUGGACAGGCACCUCACAAAGUCCUUCGAAAUCCCUGCUGGUUCCAUGUCUGUCUUCACCAUGGUCUCCAUGCUCUCCACCAUAGCCUUGUACGACCGCAUUUUAGUCCCCAUAGCCCGCAGAUUCACGGGGCUUGACCGGGGCAUCACCUUCUUGCACCGGAUGGGAAUCGGAUUUGUGAUAUCAGUAUUAGCCACUCUUGUAGCAGGCUUCAUUGAAGUGAAGCGUAAGAAAGCAGCUUUGGCUCAUGGGCUUGAAGACAAGGCUCAUGAAAUCAUCCCCAUUUCAGUUUUCUGGCUUGUGCCUCAAUACAGUCUUCAUGGAAUAGCUGAAGCAUUCAUGUCAAUUGGACAUUUAGAAUUCUUUUAUGAUCAGUCACCUGAAAGCAUGAGGAGCACUGCUGCUGCACUGUUUUGGACUGCAAUUUCAGUUGGGAAUUAUGUGAGUACGCUGCUGGUUUCUUUAGUACAUAAAUUUAGUGCAGCACCUGAUGGAUCAAAUUGGCUUCCAGAUAACAACUUAAAUAAAGGAAAAUUGGAGUACUUUUACUGGUUGCUCACUGGCUUGCAAGUUGUUAAUCUUCUUUACUACAUCUGUUGCGCUAAGCUGUAUACUUUUAAGCCGAUUCAAAUCCAUAGCAAAGACAGUGAAUCUGAAGAAGAUGGAGUAGAGCUUGCAAGCAAGGUUUAGUUUGCAUUUUCAGGGGCUAGCUAGUUGGGUAGAGAUGGCAUGGUUCUUCCUUUUGAACCUGCAUGCCUAGUGAUAGAUCUAAUUGUAUAGAAGAAGCCUAGGAGAUUUGUAAUCCGAAUUAUAUAUAAGCAUGUAAAAUACUAAAUAAUAGAAAGAAAAAUCCACCACAAGUAUUGCGAUUUGUAAUAGAUGAAAAAUAAAACUUUCGAAAACUACUUUAUGUUUUUCUUCUUCUAAUUUUGGCAUACCAUGCAAGCCCACACAUUCUUGAACCUUUCUUCAAUCUUUAAAACCUGCAAAUAAAGCCAGACCAAGAGAGACAUGAAGACGGCAGAGAAACUUUUAAUUUGUCCACACCAAGUUUCCCAACUAAUCAAUUAGAAAAAAUGUAGUGGCCCAAUA